GUAUACAGUUUUCCAGUUGAUAAAACGCAUUCACAUUGGAAGAUAGCUAAAACCCUAAGCCUCAGCUCGUUGCUCUCCAUAACCGGACCUCGAGAUUUCAAUGGCCUCUCUGAGCUUGCCUGGAAGUCUCGUCAAGCCUCAUCGCAUCAAACGCCGCCCGCCGCCUUCAUUGAUUAGGUGUAAUGUGGCGGAGCCGUUAAAGUUCAAGGAUAAUGGCAGGCCAAGCUUGCCUGCACAGAUUGGCAGCGAUGCGACAUUUCCGAGCUUCCUAACCUCUAAUCAGUUCCGGAAACUUUCUAUUCCUCAAAAUCAGAAUGACACUAGACUCCGAAUUUUCUCAGGGACUGCCAAUCCUGCGCUUUCUCAGGAAAUUGCCUGCUACAUGGGUUUGGAACUCGGAAAGAUCAAGAUUAAACGUUUUGCUGAUGGUGAAAUAUAUGUCCAGUUACAAGAGAGUGUCAGAGGUUGUGAUGUAUAUCUUGUGCAACCUACUUGUCCUCCUGCAAAUGAAAAUCUUAUGGAGCUCUUGAUAAUGAUUGAUGCUUGUCGCAGAGCCUCUGCCAAAAAUAUUACUGCAGUUAUUCCUUACUUUGGUUAUGCUCGAGCUGAUCGGAAGACUCAAGGCCGUGAAUCCAUUGCAGCCAAACUUGUUGCUAAUUUGAUUACUGAAGCUGGUGCUGACCGUGUUCUUGCUUGUGAUCUUCAUUCCGGUCAGUCCAUGGGCUAUUUUGACAUUCCAGUGGACCAUGUACAUGGUCAGCCUGUUAUACUUGAUUAUCUUGCCAGCAAGACUAUCUGUUCUGAUGAUUUGGUUGUGGUGUCGCCGGAUGUUGGUGGAGUUGCAAGGGCACGGGCUUUUGCCAAAAAGUUGUCUGAUGCACCUCUAGCCAUUGUGGAUAAAAGGCGCCAUGCACACAAUGUUGCUGAGGUAAUGAAUUUGAUUGGUGACGUCAGGGGAAAGGUAGCAGUUAUGGUUGAUGAUAUGAUUGAUACUGCUGGUACUAUUUCCAAAGGAGCUGCACUAUUACAUCAAGAGGGAGCAAGGGAGGUGUAUGCAUGCAGCACUCAUGCUGUUUUCAGUCCUCCUGCAAUAGAAAGGUUAUCAAGUGGCCUCUUUCAAGAGGUAAUUGUCACAAAUACCAUUCCUGUCGCAGAGCAGAAUUACUUUCCUGAGCUGACGGUGCUGUCUGUUGCAAACCUUCUGGGAGAAACCAUAUGGCGUGUUCAUGAUGACUGCGCUGGUGGGUUUGAGCCUUACUCAAGCCUGGGCAUUGAUUGAUUCAGUCUGAAGGUGCUCCUUUUCUUGCCCUUUCUCUAUAGCCAUCCUUAAGAAUCUCAAUUUGAAGGGAUAACAUAUGGUGUUAACUGUAAAUUUGGCCUAAUGGUCUAUAGGUAGUGUAAAGGAUGUCCUGGGUGGCUCUGUUUUCUUGCUUGUGACUGCAAAAGCUGAUAUUUAAAUUGGAAAGUAACAGUAAAAAUUGUCUCAAGGAAUAA
This is a messenger RNA of Ipomoea triloba (trilobed morning glory), 1494 nucleotides long. RefSeq names its product ribose-phosphate pyrophosphokinase 1. The record is from RefSeq and is a predicted model, not a curated record. NCBI's taxonomy places the organism in Eukaryota, Viridiplantae, Streptophyta, Magnoliopsida, Solanales, Convolvulaceae. The transcript is spliced from 9 exons. Gene Ontology annotation, biological process: 5-phosphoribose 1-diphosphate biosynthetic process; purine nucleotide biosynthetic process; ribonucleoside monophosphate biosynthetic process. Gene Ontology annotation, molecular function: magnesium ion binding; ribose phosphate diphosphokinase activity. Bases 101 to 1279 code for a protein of 392 amino acids. Gene Ontology annotation, cellular component: ribose phosphate diphosphokinase complex; cytoplasm.